AUGUCCCUUAGCCGGACAUCCUCUGCCUUGCGGCAAUGUCGCCUACGAUGGCACCCGGAAGCCAUCUCCCUGACGCGCACUUUCACUCCCCUGAGCCAUUCUACCCGCCAUCGCCGGCUCUCGCGCAGUGAAACCAAAUCUUUCCAUACGACCCCCUCUAAUGCUGCGCUACGAUCUCCUACCGCUCGGAAGGCCCAAUCCAUCCGGAGGCAAGCCGUCUUCACAAUUGACGGAGUAUUCGCGCACGCUGUCCAAGGUGAUGUCGAGGGAAUGCUCCAAAGGCUGGAAAAGACCGUGGAGGAACACUAUUAUCGGUGGAAGGAAACCCACAGCUACGAGGGAAGUUACGGCAGCACGAAGCUGAGUCUCGAGAAAUAUAAACAAAUCGCACAAUCCCUGCUACGAACCGCUUAUUCCCAGCCUCCAUCAUCACAAGCGAUUCGCGCGAUUUCCACGAAUGUCGAGGUUAUCUGGAACGUUUCGAGAUGCCUACUCAGUCCGGAUAACCGUGCCCUGGAAGUUUGGCUCCACAGUGCCUGUGCCCUCGCAGGCGCAAGAUCCCCUACCCUCAUGCUCGCUCAUAGGAACCUCGAUGACGCGCACCCGAACUACCCUCUACGCACCCAAUUCCUGGAUAAAGUUGAACAAUGGGCGUUGCAAGAUCGUGAUCCUCGCGCCAUGCAUGUUUAUGUGAGGACUCUAAUUGCCCGAGGGGAGCAUGAAAGCGCGGUGCCACUUAUGGACGAGCUCAUGUCGACCAUCUAUCCUUCACCACGAGUGGAGGGCCUGGAGACACCUCUUUCAUUCUACAACAUCCCCGAGGUGUGGCCAACGUACAUCCGUCUACAGGAGGAGCUGAAGAAGAAGGGAGUGGAUUGGGGCAUUGGCAGAGAUGAGCUGGCCCGUCUGGCGGGGGUGGACUACCAAGAGCCCAACUUCUUGUCAAAUUAUGCAUCUGUGAUGUUUGAGGCGGGUGAUUAUGAAAAGUAUGAGCAGUACAUGCAUCAGGCUGCAAUGGCCGGUAUUCCCAGUGCUUGCACCUCUUUGGCCCAUUUCUACUACCUGACUGCGAGAGGACUGUUCCCCCGUCGGGGUGAGAAGACAUUUGUUCCGCGGUCAGCAGAAAACUCUAGAGAGUUACUCAAAAAGGGCAGACUGGAAACUCUUUACUCCAGCAUUGUCCAUGGUCUGCCAACCCAUGAAUACUACAAUAAUCUUGCCCUGGAGUGGUGGGAGCUGGGACUGAACAUGGGCAGCGACUUAUCCGCUAUGUUCCUCGCUCUCGCCUACCGAGAGGUCGGUCAGCUAGACGUUGCAGAAUCUUUUUACAAGCUGAUACAAUCGCCUCGUUUAUUGGCCAGCAAAUUCACCGCUGAUGAUCUCGCCAUUAAUUGGGACAAUCCCGUUGCGUCCUUCUAUGUGCCACGGCGAGUACUCAAUGUAGAAUGGUAUGAUACCGAUGCCAAAUGGACCACUGAGAAAUAG
Aspergillus niger is the source of this 1485-nucleotide messenger RNA. RefSeq lists its product as hypothetical. The record is from RefSeq and is a predicted model, not a curated record. NCBI's taxonomy places the organism in Eukaryota, Fungi, Ascomycota, Eurotiomycetes, Eurotiales, Aspergillaceae. Bases 1 to 1485 code for a protein of 494 amino acids. The transcript has a single exon.